Messenger RNA from Anopheles marshallii, 606 nucleotides. RefSeq lists its product as uncharacterized. The transcript has 2 exons. Bases 1 to 606 code for a protein of 201 amino acids. The record is from RefSeq and is a predicted model, not a curated record. NCBI's taxonomy places the organism in Eukaryota, Metazoa, Arthropoda, Insecta, Diptera, Culicidae.
AUGGGAUCAUUCGGAUUACUUUGCAAACUGAUGAGUUACUUGCUCAUUUGUGUUGCUUUAAUUACACUGAUAGUAGAUAUCCCAAAAAACUGCGCCGAAAAUUCUUCGUAUUCUAUAUCCGUUAGAAAAUAUGUCUGCAUCGAUGCACCAUACAAGGAAACGAUACUUCAAUCCUGUAAAAGUAUCCCGAAGAGAAACGCACCUACCAUGGUUUAUGUGUCUUUAGAUGUUCCAAAAUUGUACGAUAAGGUAGUAUUGAAAGUGAUAAUGUUCUACAAAUUCAGCACUUAUCAACCAUUCCUGAUUUCUAUCGAGGGAAACGCUUGUGAAUACGUUCUGCAUCCGCCACAAUUUGGCGUAGAAAAGCACGUGUACAAUGUUAUUGAAGAAACACUUCCAGAGCUGUUAACUCCGUGUCCUGCGGGUAAUCAUACCUACAACAUUACUUGGUACUUUAAUAAACGACACGCGUUGAAGAACGUUCCAGCAGGGGAAUACAAACUGCGAUUCAAACUGUUAUCACAUCCAGGCAACACCUUAUUUGGAAUGGAUGUAUAUAUCUCAGUUCGUAAUACUGGAAUCAUUUCCAGUUUUAUGACCCAGUAA